GGAAAAUAAAAUGAGCACGCUGUGGUCUUGAACAUCAAUUUUUAUGUUUUUGGAGGACACAUUAAAAGUGCCAGAGUGACAGCCAGAAUGGCAUCCAGAGAGAGGCUCUUUGAACUUUGGAUGCUUUAUUGUACCAAGAAAGAUCCAGAUUACCUGAAGCUAUGGUUGGAAAAUUUUGUUUCUAGCUAUGAACAAUUCUUAGAUGUUGACUUUGAAAAGCUGCCUACCAGGGUAGAUGAUGUGCCUCCAGGAAUAUCUCUGCUUCCUGACAAUAUUCUGCAGGUUCUGAGGAUCCAGCUACUACACUGUGUUCAGAAAAUGGAAGAUGGGUUGGAGGAACAACAGCAAGCCUUAUCAGUUUUGCUUGUCAAAUUCUUCAUUAUUCUUUGCAGAAAUCUAUCUAAUGUGGAAGAAAUUGGGACUUGUUCUUACAUAAAUCAUGUCAUCACUAUGACAACACUUUAUAUCCAGCAAUUAAAAAGCAAAAAAAAAGAGAAGGAAUUGGCAGAUCAGACAUCUAUUGAAGAAUUUGUAAUCCAUGCAUUGGCAUUUUGUGAAAGUUUAUAUGAUCCAUAUCGGAAUUGGAGACAUAGAAUUUCAGGACGAAUCCUUAGUACAGUGGAAAAGAGCAGACAGAAAUAUAAGCCAGCUUCUCUCACUGUGGAGUUCGUCCCCUUCUUUUACCAGUGUUUUCAAGAAAGUGAACAUCUCAAGGAAAGCCUUAAGUGUUGCUUAUUGCAUCUCUUUGGAGCCAUUAUAGCUGGUGGGCAGAAGAAUGCUUUGCAAGCAAUUUCUCCAGCCACCAUGGAAGUUCUUAUGAGAGUUUUGGCAGAUUGUGAUUCUUGGGAGGACGGAAAUCCUGAAGAGGUGGGUAGGAAGGUAGAACUGACUCUGAAGUGCCUUACAGAAGUGGUGCAUAUCCUUCUCACGAGCAGCUCUGACCAGCGUCAAGUGGAAACCAGCACUCUUUUGGAGAACUAUUUCAAAUUGCUGAAUUCAGAUCAUUCAGCUUUACCUAAUCAAAGGAGGUCCAGAGAGUGGGAAAGCCGGUUUAUAGCUCUACAGAUAAAAAUGUUGAAUACCAUUACAGCCAUGUUAGAUUGCACAGAUAGGCCUGUUCUUCAAGCCAUUUUUCUUAACAGUAACUGCUUUGAACAUCUCAUACGACUGCUACAGAAUUGCAAGCUGUUUUUAAAUGCUAACAAUAAGGUGGCAGACAAGAACGAGAAAGACCUGGCCAACAAAUUACUGACAGAAAUAAAUGAGGACCAGGCAUUUCAGGGACAGUUGGAUUGUUUGGCUGUAUCAACCAUUCAGGCUUUGACAGCAGUAAUGAGCAAAUCUCCAGCUGCUAAGGAAGUAUUUAAAGAAAGAAUUGGUUAUGCACAUAUGUUUGAAGUAUUAAAGUCCCUGGGUCAGCCAUCACUGGAACUACUUAAAGAACUUAUGAAUAUGGCUGUAGAGGGUGACCACACUUCAGUUGGGAUUUUGGGCAUUAGUAAUGUCCAGCCUCUCUUGCUUCUUAUCCAGUGGCUUCCUGAGCUAGAAUCCCAAGACCUGCAGAUCUUCAUCUCUGACUGGCUGAAAAGAAUUUGUUGUAUUAAUAGGCAGAGUCGAACUACUUGUGUCAAUUCAAACAUGGGAAUUAGAAUCAUUGAAACCCUUGAUUCCCAUUCUUCCCUUCAUCGAACUUGUGCUGAGAACCUGAUUGCUCUCCAUGGUUCCUUGGGGAGUCAGUCAGUGAGCUCAGAAGAAAUCCGUCGACUACUAAGAUUGCUGAGAGUGGAUGAAUCUGAGUAUAUACACCCUUAUACUAUUCCUGUGACUCGAGCAAUCCUGACAAUGGCCCGAAAACAAAGUCUAGAGAGUGCACUGCAGUAUUUCAAUUUGUCACAUAGUAUGGCAGGAAUUUCUGUGCCUUCCAUACAGAAAUGGCCAGGGUCUGCCUUUUCUUUCAAUGCUUGGUUUUGCUUAGAUCAGGAUCAGUUGACUCUUGGCAAUGCUAACAAAGGAGGAAAAAGGAAACAGUUGUACAGCUUUUUUACAGGAAGUGGCAUGGGUUUUGAAGCCUUUAUUACCCAUUCAGGUAUGUUGGUUGUGGCUGUGUGCACAAAAAGAGAAUAUGCGACCGUUAUGCUUCCUGAUCACAGUUUCUGUGAUUCUCUCUGGCACAACAUAACCAUUGUUCACAUGCCUGGAAAAAGGCCCUUUGGUCAGAGCCUUGUCUAUAUCUACGAUAAUGGCCAGCAGAAGGUCUCUGCCCCUCUCAGAUUUCCUGCUAUGAAUGAACCUUUUAUUUCUUGCUGCAUUGGUUCAGCUGGGCAAAGAACCACUACUCCUCCACCAUCCCAAAUCCCAGAUCCACCUUUUUCUUCUCCCAUUACCCCUCAUCGGACAUCAUUUGGUGGAAUUCUGUCAUCAGCCUCCUGGGGAGGAACAAUUGAAAAGUCAAAAUUGAUGACCAAAUUGAUAUCUGCGGGAACCCAGGACAGUGAAUGGGGAUGUCCCACAUCUCUGGAGGGUCAGCUAGGAUCUGUUAUCAUCUUCUAUGAAGCAAUACAGCCUCCUCAGGUGAAGGCAUUAUAUUUAGCAGGUCCAAACUGUUUAAGCCCUUGGAAAUUUCAAGAGUCUGACAUGGCGGACCUGCCUGGUAAUGUCCUCCUUCAUUAUACUGCAAAGGCCUGCAAAAAUUCAAUCUGUCUUGAUUUAUCUACUAAUUGUUUGCAUGGAAGGUUAACAGGAAACAAAGUAGUAAACUGGGACAUUAAGGACAUCGUAAACUGCAUAGGUGGAUUAAAUGUACUCUUUCCUCUGUUGGAACAAAUUAGCCACUUCAGUGAAGAACAGAUUCCUGAAGGAAUAAAUGAAAUAACAGUUUCUGAAUUGAUAACACCUGUAGAAGGAGAUUGGGUGAUACCGACCUCCCCAAAGACAUCAGAGUCAAGACUAGAGAGAAGUUUAGUUGCAACAUUUAUCUUGAUUGUGAAACACUUGAUUCAAAGACAUCCUAUUAACCAGGACAAUCUUAUUCACUCCCAUGGAGUUGCCACUCUUGGUGCCUUACUUCAGAAGAUGCCAAGCAUCUUGAUGGAUGUUAAUGUAUUGAUGGCAAUUCAAUUACUAAUUGAACAAGUAUCAUUAGAGAAAAAUAUGCAGCUCUUGCAACAAAUGUAUCAGUAUUUACUUUUCGACUUUCAUAUUUGGAACCGUGGAGAUUUUCCCUUUAGAAUCGGUCAUAUACAGUACCUUUCCACCAUCAUCAAAGACAGCAGGAGAGUUUUCAGAAAGAAGUAUGGUGUGCAGUUUCUCCUAGAUACCCUCAGGAUUUAUUAUGGAAGUGAUUGUAAAUAUAGUGAGCUGUCUCUAGAUGAUAUUCGGGCAAUAAGGACUUCUUUGUAUGGACUAAUUAAAUAUUUUCUGUGCAAAGGUGGGACUCAUGAAGAGAUACAAAGUAUUAUGGGUUACAUAGCUGCUAUUAAUGAAGAAGAACAGCUCUUUGGAAUUUUGGAUAUACUCUUUAGUCUCCUGCGUACCAGCCCAACUAGAGGUCAGCUUUUCUUACUGCUGUUUGAACCAGGAAAUGCUGACAUACUUUAUGCCUUGCUCUUAAAUCAGAAGUACUCUGACAGACUAAGAGAAAUCAUUUUUAAGGUUAUGGAACAAAUGUUGAAAUGUACAAAUGUAUAUGAACGAAGUAAACAACGUAUUCGACUCAGAGAAGUUGGCUAUUCAGGAUUGGGACUCCUUCUAAAUGAAACACCUGUUAGUACUUCUCUCAUUAAAAACCUCAUCAAUCAAAUCAUAAAUACAGAUCCUGCUAUUAAUUUCAAAGAUCUGUUAUCUGUGGUAUAUAUAUCUCACAGAACAUACAUAAAUGUCAGGGUGGUCAUCUGCAGAAAGAUUUUACAGAUUUUACAGUCCCAGCCAGAUGCAGCACAUCAAAUUUCUCAACAAGUCGGUUGGCAAGACACUUUAGUUAGGCUUUUUGUUAAAGCAAAUUUUGAAAAUGGAAAUACUUUUCAUAAGCACAAUAGGGCUGUUUCAAUGAAAGACAAUGAUAAAAAUAUAUCAGCUGAAGAUAUCAAGAGGAACUUUGAUGAAAAGACAGACGAUGAAAAAAUCAACUCUUUUGCCUCAGCUAAUGUGUCUUCUGAUCAAUGGAGUUUGGAUGAUAGACACUCUUUAGAUUCAAACACACCAUUAUUUCAAGAAGAUAGCUCUGUGGGAGAAUUGUCUUUCAAAUCAGAGAAUCAGGAAGAAUUCUGGCACAGUAACCCUUCACAUUUGAGUUUAGAUCUUAGUGGAAUUGACUCAUGUGAACUGAGUGAUAGUGGCAGUCAAAUGCCAGAUAGCUUGCCUAGCACGCCAUCCCCAAUAGAGUCUACUAAAUCAUUUUCUGUGCAAUCUGACAAAGAAAGCAGCAUCACAAAUGAUACGGGCUUUUGUGAUGACUUCUCUUUACUUGAAAGCCAAGAGAGAUGUGAGGAAGAGCUUCUUCAAUUACUGACAAAUAUUUUGAUCUAUGUAAUGUGUAAAGGACUAGAAAAGUCUGAUGAUGAUACUUGGAUUGAACGGGGACAAGUGUUUUCGGCACUAACUAAAUCAGUAAUAUCCAGUGAGCUACUUCGACCAUCAGAUGAAAUAAAACUAAUUUUGCUGCAGAAGAUGUUAGAAUGGGCAGUCACAGAAAACAGAGAAGCAAAAACUAAUCCAGUUACUGCUGAAAAUGCCUUCCGACUCAUGCUGAUCAUACAGGACUUUCUGCAGUCAGAGGGACUAGUUAAUUCAAACACGUGGACUGAGAAGCUUUUAGAGGAUACGAUGCUGCUCUUCGACUGUCUGUCAGUGUGGUAUUCUGAAAGUCCAUUAUGGGGAAAACUCUCUCAAAUUCAAAUCCAGUUGCUUCUAGGAUUUAUUGGAAGGGGUAAUUUGCAGGUUUGUGCAGUGGCAUCAGCUAAGCUAAACACCCUUCUGCAGACCAAAGUGAUUGAAAGUCAGGAUGAAGCAUGCUAUAUUUUAGGGAAGCUAGAACAUGUUCUAAGUCAGUCAAUCAAGGAACAAACGGAAAUCUACUCAUUUCUGAUUCCCCUCGUCCGUACCCUGGUUUCCAAAAUUUAUGAGCUUCUCUUCAUGAACUUGCACCUGCCUUCCUUACCUUUCACCAAUGGUAGUUCCUCAUUUUUUGAAGAUUUUCAAGAAUAUUGCAGUUCAAGUGAAUGGCAAGUUUACAUUGAAAAAUAUAUUAUACCUUAUAUGAAGCAGUAUGAAACCCAUACAUUUUAUGAUGGUCAUGAGAACAUGGCGCUUUAUUGGAAGGAUUGUUAUGAAGCCUUAAUGGUGAAUAUGCAUAAAAGAGACCGGGAAGGAGGAGAAAGCAAGCUCAAGUUUCAGGAAUUUUUUGUGGAGCCAUUUAAUCGAAAAGCACGCCAAGAGAACUUGAGGUAUAAUAAUAUGCUUAAACAACUUAACACUCAACAGUUAGCCACUCUGAGACGCUGGAAGACAAUACAGAUCUAUCUUACAUGUGAAAGGGGACCUUGGGCUGAAAGGAAACAAAAUCCAAUUCACUGGAAACUAGCUAAUGUAGAAAAUUAUUCCCGUAUGAGACUUAAGUUGGUGCCAAAUUAUAAUUUCAAAACCCACGAUGAAGCUAGUGCUUUGAGAGAUAAUCUAGGUGUCCAGCCCUCACAGCCUUCCAGUGAUUCAUUGCUUUUGGAAGUAGUGAAACAAGUAAAAGUUAGUGAUAUGGAGGAAGAUAAGUUAGAUCUUUCUGAAGAGGAAAUAACAGCCAGAGUAAAUAUUGAUGAGAAUAAAGAACAGGAUCAAAAAGAAAAGUUGGUCUUCUCAGUAGACUGUGAACUCAUUACAAUAAUUGACAUAAUUCCUGGCAGAUUAGAAAUCACUACUCAACACAUUUACUUCUAUGAUGGCAGCAUUGAAAAAGAAGAUGGAGUAGGCUUUGAUUUCAAGUGGCCUCAUUCUCAAGUUCGAGAGAUUCACCUGCGGCGUUACAACUUAAGGAGGUCAGCCAUUGAGAUUUUUCAUGUUGACCAAUCCAACUACUUUCUUAACUUCAAAAAAGAGGUCAGAAACAAAGUAUAUAGCAGACUAUUGUCAUUUCAUUCUCCAAAUAGUUAUGGAACUAGAUCACCACAGGAGUUAUUCAAAGCAUCAGGAUUGACACAGAAAUGGGUGAAUAGAGAGAUAUCAAAUUUUGACUACCUCAUUCAAAUAAAUACAAUGGCAGGGCGAACCUAUAAUGACCUUGCACAGUAUCCCGUGUUCCCCUGGAUUUUACAAGAUUAUACUUCAGAAGAGUUGGACUUUAAUAACCCAUCUGUAUUUCGAGAUCUUUCCAAACCAAUUGGGGUUGUUAAUGAUAAAAAUGCCAAAGUCAUGCGAGAAAAAUAUGAAAAUUUUGAGGAUCCUAUGGGAACUAUUGAUAAAUUUCAUUAUGGUACUCACUAUUCAAAUUCUGCCGGGGUUAUGCACUAUCUUAUUCGUACAGAACCAUUCACUACCCUCCACAUCCAGCUUCAAAGUGGAAGGUUUGAUUGUGCAGAUCGACAGUUCCAUUCCAUCCCUGCUACCUGGCAGGCUCUCAUGGACAAUCCAAAUGAUGUGAAGGAACUGAUUCCUGAAUUCUUCUAUUUCCCAGAGUUCUUGGAAAAUCAAAAUCAAUUUAACCUGGGUCGUCUACAAGUUUCCAAAGAACUAGUAAAUGAUGUCAUUCUCCCCAAAUGGGCUAAGUCAGCUGAAGAUUUCAUCUAUAAACAUAGGAAAGCUCUGGAGUCUGAAUAUGUUUCUGCUCAUCUUCAUGAAUGGAUAGAUCUGAUUUUUGGCUAUAAACAGAGGGGGCCAGCUGCAGUGGAGGCGCUCAAUGUUUUCUAUUACUGUAGUUAUGAAGGAGCUGUGGAUUUAGAUGCCUUAACAGAUGAGAAGGAAAGAAAAGCCUUAGAAGGGAUGAUUAAUAAUUUUGGGCAAACACCUAGUCAACUGUUAAAAGAACCACACCCUCCUAGAUUAUCAGCCGAAGAAGCAAUGCAGAGGCAGACCAAAACCGAGACUUCAACCCUAAACCUAUUUCAGCACCUUCCUGAACUCAAGUCAUUUUUUAUAGAGGGAAUUAGUGAUGGUAUUCCACUAAUAAAGGCCAUUGUCCCCAAAAAUCAGUCUCGUUCUUUUAUGUCUCAAGGCAGUCCUGAGUUACUGAUAACAGUGAGCAUGAAUUAUGUUAUUGGAACCCAUGGAUGGCUGCCUUAUGACAGGAACAUUUCUAAUUACUUUACAUUUUUCAAGGAUCAAACUGUGACAAAUCCAAAAACUCAGCGUAGUCUGAAUGGUCCUUUUGCUCCGGGGCUGGAGAUCACUUCUAAGCUAUUUAUAGUGUCACAUGAUGCGAAGUUGCUUUUCAGUGCUGGACACUGGGAUAAUAGCAUUCAAGUGAUGUCACUUACAAAAGGCAAAAUUAUUUCACACAAUAUCAGACAUAUGGAUAUUGUGACUUGUUUAGCUACAGAUUACUGUGGAAUACAUUUGAUUUCUGGCUCCAGAGAUACUACAUGUAUGAUAUGGCAAAUAACACAACAGGGAGGUGUUCCUGUGGGUUUAGCAUCUAAACCCUUUCAGAUUCUUUAUGGACACACUGAUGAGGUAUUGAGUGUCGGCAUCAGCACUGAGCUUGACAUGGCAGUGUCAGGAUCAAGGGAUGGCACUGUGCUUAUACAUACAAUUCAGAAAGGUCAGUACUUGAGGACUUUACGACCACCUUGUGAGAGUUCUCUGCUCCUGACCAUUCCCAAUUUGGCCAUAUCUUGGGAAGGACAUAUUGUCAUCUACUCCAGCACUGAAGAAAAGACCACCCUCAAGGAUAAGAAUGCAUUGCAUCUGUUUUCUGUAAAUGGAAAGUGUCUAGGGUCUCAAGUCCUGAAGGAACAAGUAUCAGAUAUAUGCAUAAUUGGAGAACACAUCGUCAUGGGUAGUUUACAAGGGUUCCUGUCCAUAAGAGAUCUCCACAGUUUAAAUCCGAGUGUCACCCCAUUAUCCAUGAGAAUGCCUAUCCAUUGUGUUUCUGUAACCAAAGAAUACAGCCAUAUUCUGGUAGGAUUAGAAGAUGGCAAAUUGAUUAUAGUGGGUGUUGGCAAGCCAGCUGAGAUGCGUUCAGGUCAGCUUUCUCGAAAACUGUGGGGAUCUAGCAAGCGACUCAGCCAGAUUUCAUCUGGAGAAACUGAAUAUAAUACUCAAGAUUCCAACUGAUUGUUAUUUCCAUCUUCUCUCAUGGGUAACUGGAACUCGAUAUACUGCUUUGUCACUUUAACCACAUCUACCAACUAUCGGAAAUGUUUCAGGGUUUUACCCUGAAAAUCACUUAGGGAUUACCAAAAUUUGGUAUGGUAUGUGUAUAAAGAUGUCUGUUGUAUUAUUAUUCACGUUAAAAAUUUCUGGUUAACAUUAUUCUUUUUCAUUCUUGGCCUGCACUAUGGUAGAUUUUAGAAAAUUUACUUUAUUAUAUUUAAUGGUCCAUUCUAAUGAUCAUUAGUCCAUUUGGAAAAACAAACUUCUAAAAUGUUAAGAAGUUAUAUUUAAUAUGCUUAUUCUAAACAGCAAUAUUUAAGGUAUAUCUAAUAAAAGUACAAAUAAGACGGUUGAAAGAAAUGGCUUUUAAUAUAUUCUUUAAUAAUUUUCCUAUUUACUGUCCACCAUAUUUUUUAAAAAGUCAAUUUACUUGGAUCUCCUGAUUGGAAGUAAUAUUUUAAAGGUAUUUGUUUCAUACUUGUAUUUUCAAAACUCAGUAUAAAUUCCAGAUUUUCCUGAUAAGUUGAAGAUAGGUCUAUUGAAACUGGUACAUUGGUUCAUUCCACUACUACUAAGCACAUUACUAGUAAUAUUUUAUUAUUCUUCUUAAAUAAUAUUAUUAUUAUUAUUAUUAAAUAAUAAAGGUUGAGUAGGAAUAAGAGAAACUAGAGAUACAAAAUGCUGAUCGUGAUUUUGACAGUUGGAUCCUUACUGUAGAAACAUUUGCAGCACAAUUUAUAUCUUCAAAGUUCAAAAUUUCUUGACUUUUUCUUUACUAAGUGAAUACUCCUUUUUCCUCUGAUAAUUAGAAGAGUUAGCAAUAACCAAAUAUAUUACGUUUCUCAGUAGGUCUUCCACAUGAUAGAUGAAUGAAUGAAAAAGACAUGUAUAACUUAAACUAGUCAUUUAGAUAAUAGUAAUUUUUCAAGAUAUACAUUUCUAUUUCAUGUGGUGUGUGACUUUUAGAAUUACAAUUAUUUUUGUUAUGCAUAGCUAAAUGUUACAUUAUGCUUUAUUUAAGAUUUUAUAGUAAACGGUUGAUAGAUUUAUUUUGGAAUUCAAAAAGAAUGUUAAACCUAGUGUUUUUAUAAGGUCAUCUCUUGAGUUAGAUCAGAGAGCUUUUACAACUCUGAGUGUCCUUAAUUUGAGAUUCUAUGGGUUUGGGGGCACUUAUGAAUGAGAUUGUACGAAAAUUUUUUGUGUUAAUUGUAUUUUUUUCAGGAAUGAAUGGUUGCAUGCUCUCUUAAAGAGGUCUGUGGUCAGGAGAAAAAACAAAUAAUUUCUACACUAAUAGCUUCUUAAAAUAAGAAUGUUCUUUUUCAUUCCACAAAUCAUAAUUUCCUUAUAUCCAAUUGUCAUCUCAUUUGAAUCUUUAAAAAGUUUUCCCUUAGCAAUUCUUCUCUCCUGGUGCCCACAGUAUCUACUACCCUUUUCUUUAUAACUCUUUGAGUGCGUAAAAAUUUGUAAGAAGCAAAGGAUUCUGUGUAGGGAAGCUUUUUGAAUAGAUUUGAUCUUAGUCUCGACUAAUAAAAGGUUGUGUACUCGGAUAAUUUCUUCCUAUUUUAAUUCCUGUUUUAUUCAGUAAAAAAAAGUUCUGUUUUAGGUAAAUAACACUGAAAUAAAUUGGUGCAGCAACUGUAAAAUAGAACACAUGAAUGUAAAGGUUUCCUUUUUGAGGAAUUUUGGUGAAAAUGUCUCAAAAUAAGUCAAUAGAGAAUUACGAUUUUUUUUGAUACUUAGAAUCUAUUUUAAUUUUUAUCUUACAUUUUUAUGCGUUUUCAGGUUAGCAGAACUAACGUGAUUGCUUUUUGGUACUUUAAAUGCUGAUCUGUAAAAAAACUUUCGAAAUUAACACUUUAAAAUUGUUGUUCUACUUACUUAUCCAAAUAUUUUGGUAUAAGGAUGUCUUCUUUACUUUUAAGGUCUUGAAAGUGGUUUUGAAAAUUACUUUAGAUGCUUAUAAGUUACAAAAAGUUUAAUUUAGAUUACCAAGGGAAAAUUCCUAAAUUUAUGUUUUUUUACUUUGCUGCUUUUUAGAUGGAGGAACUGAACAAGGAGUACUCAUUUUAUAGCACAAGUAGGCAACUUUGUUCACAGUAAAAUAGAUAUCCUAUCUACACUGACAAAUGUGCAGAGCAGUGGAAUUAUACUUUAUAUUACUCUGUCCAAAAAGUAAAAACCCAAAAUGUAGAAUUUUGAAGUAAAUCUUUGAGAAUACUAGCAACAGUCUGGAGGAACAGAACUUAAAGUGAAUCUAUUAAAAUAAGCAAAUAUAGUAGAACCAUUAGUUGAAUAAUAUAUUUCUCCUUUAAACAGUUCAGUCCAGUGAAUUAAAAAUCACUAGAUAACACUAGCUGGUUUGGCUCAGAGGAUAGAGCAUUGGUCUGAGGACUGAAGGGUCCCAGGUUCAAUUCUGGUCAAGGGCACAUGCCCAGGUUUUGGGCUCAAUCCCCAGUAGGGGGCUUGCAGGAGGCGGCCAAUCAAUGAUUCUCAUCAUUGAUGUUUAUCUCUCCCUCUGCCUUCCUCUCUGAAAUCAAUAAAAAUAUAUUUUAAAAAUAAAAAUCACUAGAUAAUCACUGGAAAGACAUACUUUGGGAGAUUCUGGUGUAUUUAGAUGCUAUCUAUAUAAAUUAUUUCUAUAUUGUAUAGUGGGAGAUAUUUACAAUACCAUUAGAAUGGACUAACAGGUGGACAUUUCAGUUAAUGAAUAUAUUUUAACUUGGCUGUUAUAAAGUCUACAGAAGUUUUCAUUUGCUUUUGUUUCUUGACACUUGACAAUGGUAAUGAUGGAAAUAAAAUUCUCAGCAUCUAUUGAUGAGAGAUUUAUAGUAAGAUGAUGAUUUUACUUUUAGAAAGUGAAGUUGGGUAUAAAACAAUACCUGUGCUCACUUAGAGAAUAAAAAAGCUUUAUAAGCCUUUUUCCAAUUCUCCUCAAUUUGUACUGUCAUUUUCUUAAAAUUGGAGGUGAGAAGAUAAAAUAAUACGCCCCUUUUCAACUAGUCCCAGUUAGUAUUUUGUCAUUUGCUUAGUUAAAAUUAGAGGAGAGAGGAUAAAAUAGACCAUUACAUGAAAAUUAGGAAAGUAUAUGAAAAUGAAGCUUGGCCAGUUGGUUUAAAAUAUUUUAAGUGUGGACCAUGGCUGGUUGUUUAGUUCGUUAGAGUGUUGUCCUGGUAUGCCAAGGUUGUGGGUUUGAUGCCUGAUGAGGGCACAUACGAGAAUCAACCAAUGAGUGCAUAAAUAAAUGGAACACCAAAUUUCUCUCUCUCUCUCUCUCUCUAUCUAUCUAUCUCUCUCUCUCUCUCGCUCUCGCUCUCGCUCUCUCUUCUCUAAGAAAUAAUUAAAAAUAUUGUAAGCAUUUGAAGCUCAAUUUUCUUGAGGUCACAGUGCUUUUUUGUAGGAUACAUGCUUUUCUAAGAGAUAAAAUGCCAAUCAUUCACUUGUCAUUAGGAAGGAUCAUUAGUAAAGUUUUUUCCCCCCUAUGUAAAGCAUAUAAAUAUUCUUAAAGAGCUGUUACUAAAAAUCAGUUUUAUGCUUCUGCAGGAAUAAGUGUGUCCUCAUACUUAAUUAGAAUUUAGAAUUGAAAGUUGAAUCUUAACCUAAGAUUUUUUUUUAGAUACUACUUGAGUAAGAUAGGCAAAGAAAAUUUUAACUUGAAUGCCAGAUUUUUAUUUAUUUGCCCUUAAGUAUAUUUUAUAUUGUUACCACUGAAGAAAUCACUAAUGGAAAUCUUUUAAUUGAAUUUAAAGAGGUAAACUCCUUUUAUAUAUUUUAAAAAUGAGUAGCAUUAUCUAUAUCACCUUUCCAAGGAAAGAUGUACGUUUAUGGGAUAUAUUAUAUAAAAAUUAAAUACUAUCUUAUGUAAUAGUAUGAAUGGGGUGAAGGUUGAUCUCUUCAAAUACAUCAUUAAACUUGUCUUCCAUAAAUAAGUUCUUAAACCUGUCUUUAGGAUAGAGUUUUUGACAUAAGAAAUGAAAUAGAUUCUUUUUCUCUUCUGAAUCUAAUCUGUUUUCUUUUAUCGGCCAGACACAUAGCUUGUCCUAAUUACUUUUUCUGUCAUCAACUGAAACUGUUCAUUCCAAGUAAGUGACCAGUCUUAAGCAUUUUUAUCACUCUCUCAACCAAUACCAAUUCUCGUUAUUCUUUUGCCUAAUUCAUUUAUCAUAUAUAUUCAACAUUUGAUUUGUUUUAAACUUGACCACAUGUAUAACAGUGUUUUAGAGAGUUUUCCUUCAUCAGAGUCCUGGUGGUACUUUUUCUGAUGACAUUAGGCAGUGGCAGUUUAUUGUUAUCAGUCAUCAUUUCAAUGAUUAAAAUGUUGGCCACAACCUUCUUCUUUAAUUUGAAUCUAGCAUUUUCUAGGCCACUGUGUCUUUUCUCUUUUUCUUGUUAAUCCUCACCAAGGAUAUUUUUUCCAUUGAUUUUCAGAGAGAGUGGAGGGGAGUGGAAAGAGAGAGAGAGAGAGAGAGAGAGAGAGAGAGAGAGAGAGAGAUGAGAGGCACAUCAAUUGGUUGCCUCCUGCAAGGGAAUCAAACCUGCAACCCAGGAAAUUAUACCUGGGAACCAGACCUGGGACCCUCUGGUGCACGGGCCAAUCCUCUAACCACUGAGAAACACCUGUUAGGGCUCUUUUUCUUUAGUUCUCACCCAAGGAUAUACUUUUAUUGAUUUUUAGAGAGAAAAACAUUGAUCGGUUGCUUCCUGUACAUGCCUUAGCUGGGGAUCAAACUUACAACCUAGAUAUGUGCCCUGACUGGAAAUAGAACCUGCAACCUUUUGGUGUACAGGAUGACAUUCCAAUCAACUAAGCUUUUUUUUUUUUUUUUUUUUUUUUUUAAAUAUGUUUGUAUUGAUUUUUAGAGAGGGAGUAAAAGGGAUAGAGAAAAAAACAUCGAUUGGCUGUCUUCUGCACACCCACUACUAGGGAUCAAGCCACAACCUGGCCAUGUGCCCUGACCCAGAGUCCAGCCUGUGACCUCUUGGUUCAUGGGUCAACGCUCAACCACUUAGCCACACUGGCCUGAUUAGGCCACUGUUUCUUAAUUGAGAUUGCAAAUCAGACUUAUUGAGGUUUUAUAAAUGUACAGAAAUCUUGGCACUACUCUGGACUUUCUGAAUGACUUUACUUGAUCUUGAUAUAAAAUAAUGUCUCAGGAUUAUAUUAAAUCUUAAAAUACUUUAUUCUAUAGAAAUUCAUUUUUAUAAAUCAGAUCUAAUAUUCACAGGCUUAUUUGAGAAUAGUUUUACUCAUUAUCCUUAAAUGAGACAUUUUAUCUAGAAUUUGCUUGGAAUGGGUUCUUUGUAUUGCGUGCUAUAGAAACAACUAAAUUUCCUUUUUAGUUGCAUUAUUAUUAUAAGCCCUCUUCAUAUCUUUCAUAUUUGAAGCUUGUAACUAAUAGUUGCCCUCAAAAGUAUUCCUAGUGGCUGUCAGUGAAUACUUGCAUAUUUGAAUUAGGUAACAUUUCAAAGUUUUAAUAAAAAGCGUGAGUGACAAAAUAGAAUUAGACCUCUAUAACCUUGAAGCUCUAGUAAUCAAUAGAAUUUUCCUAAUUAAAAAGCAUUGAUAAAGUCCUUCCACAUCUGAUGACUUUGGCAAGUAUAGCUUCUAUAUGGAAGUAAUUUUUAAUUUUUCAUAUAAAAGUCCUAGUAUUACAGAAAAUAAAGCAUUAACAUUUAAGAUAUUUUGACCUAUAGUGGAAAUGAUUCAAUUUUCUACAUUAAUAAUAUAAAGCCAUGCUUGAUUAUGGGAUUUAAGUUAUUUUCUUCAAUUAAAGAACCUUGUAUAAAAGUGGCUACGUUAUCAAAUAUUUUUCUGGUACGUUAUAGUAAUUCUUCAAGACACAUCUUGGAUUAUCUCACAUUUGUCAUAUGUGGGUGAUUUCUAAAUACAUUGCAGGAUUUUGAUCUAUGAAAUUAAUGGUUUUAUUGAAAAAAGAGAUAUAACUGUAUUUACUUUUGUCUUAAUGUCUAUAAUCUUAUGAACUGAAAGUACAAAGGAAUAGAACAAGUAGAAAGUCACUAAUUUGUUUUCCAUGGUAUAGUUUUAAUAUGUUUCCUUGAAAACUUAUUUUGCAAAUAUUAUCAUUAUGAUAAUAACCAAAAAUUUGUCACUGAAAGAAUUACCCAUUUCUCAUUUUUCACCUUUGACUGUUAGUGAAGUUUUAUGUGUGUGUGUGUGUGUGUGUGUGUGUGUAUUUUCACUUAAAAUAUAGCUGUCGCAUUAUUUUUAUUUAUAACUAUUUUUGAGUAUAGAAAGUGAUUAACUAUUAGUAAUAUUUUUCAAUGUCAUGUUGUAAUUUGAGAAUAGAAGAGGUUAGGAGUUAGGUGAAAUUGGAAAAUAAAAUUAUAUUUUGAUUAAAAUCUAACUUUUUUUAAAAAGUCUUAAUCAAAUUGAACCUUUUAAAAUUUUAUUUUGGUAAUAACAUAUUUCAAUUUAAUUUGUAUUAAAACUAGAGGUUCUCUGGUAGCCAGUAUAUUAAUUAUUGUUAAAAUGCUAUUUUUGAUGUUCCUUCUCUUGGAAAUAUUUUGCAAUAUUCUAUUAGCAAUGUGUUUGAAGACUUAGUGGGCUCACCUACAAAUUCAACAGAUAUUUUGCAUUUUGAAGGGAAAAAUUUAUCUGAGAUAGACAUUAUUUUGCUCUUCAGAUUGUUAAAAUUAUAUUAAUGAACACUUUAGAAACUGGUUCUGGUAAGGAAAUACCAGUUUCAGACUUAACUGAAAAGAAUUUUAACCUCUUAGUUUCUUAUUUAGGGAUUACAGAGAAUUCACUAUUUCUUCCUUUGGGAUUUUGAUUGCUUUUCUUGGAUAACUUUUAAAUUAUUUAAUUAUAAUAGUUUCUAUACUUUUCCAAAAAUUUCUGGCAUAUUAUAGAUCUUACUGUUUAAAAUCUUUUCUAUUUUAGACUUCUUUUCUUAUUCUGCUUUAUUACUGCUUUCUGUGAUUCAUAUAUACCAUAACCAAAAUUUUGUGUGGCUACUGUUUGUUUUAUAGUUAGCUUUACAUAAGAAAAAUUGUUAGUAAAUUAUAGGGUUGGUCUGUUCUCUUCAGAACUCCCAACAGGUGUGGCUUUUCUUCCCCCAACUGUUUGCUUUUCAAGACUUGGAGGAAAAUUGUUGUAGAAGUGCAUCCAUUAAGACAGAAAACUAUUUGUCUUUCAUGUCAGUUUUUUGGGACCCAGAUUAAAUGGAAGCAUUUCAGUGUUUUCAUACAUGGUGACAGUGACUUGAAUAUGUGUGUGUAUAUACAUCAUGCACACCGUCAUUUCAGAGGAGGAUAACUGAAAAUCUGAAAUUACAUUUUAAAAAAACUUGGAAUUUGUGCUGCUAUUUAAAUAUUUAAUUCAAAAAGUUAUAUAGUUAGCAUAAAAGUUCCUUCUCAUUUUUUCUACUGGAAUGGACCAUGGAAAAGAAUAUUAAGCCUUAUUUAUAUCUAAUUAUUGACUGUGCAAACUGUGACUCAAUGAAUAUUUGUAUGCCAAAAAAAGGUUUUAAAGUUGAGAAAGUUUUAAACAUAAUAAAGAUGUGUAAAUAAUUUUGAUUAAUAGUCUCAUUAUAAUGAAGUUACUGUUAAUUUGGUGCAAUACAUUCUUCCCUUCCUCAUCCUUUUAAAUUUAAAUAUAUAAGAUGUAUGUUUUGUUUUGUUAUAUCAAUGCUGUUUUAAAAUUUUUCAGUGUGUAUAUGAGCUAAUGUUUUAUUUGUUUCUGUAUAGCAUGAUUGAAGAUAAUUGAAAAUUUUGCACUUUUUUGUAGUCCUUUGGAAAUUUGUAUUCUAAAAGUUUUUAAGAAUGUACAUUUAUUUUGUAUAUAGUUAGCUUUGUACGUGAAAAUGGAUUUGAAUCAAAUUAAAAGACGAUGUUACUUUCUUUGA
This is a messenger RNA of Myotis daubentonii (Daubenton's bat), 16157 nucleotides long. RefSeq names its product neurobeachin like 1 (gene NBEAL1). Gene Ontology annotation, molecular function: protein kinase binding. Lineage: Eukaryota; Metazoa; Chordata; Mammalia; Chiroptera; Vespertilionidae. Gene Ontology annotation, biological process: intracellular protein localization. The record is from RefSeq and is a predicted model, not a curated record. Gene Ontology annotation, cellular component: cytosol; membrane.